Anopheles funestus (African malaria mosquito) is the source of this 3909-nucleotide messenger RNA. Its product is annotated as serine-rich adhesin for platelets. NCBI's taxonomy places the organism in Eukaryota, Metazoa, Arthropoda, Insecta, Diptera, Culicidae. The transcript is spliced from 4 exons. The coding region runs from base 550 to 2475 and encodes 641 amino acids. Gene Ontology annotation, molecular function: protein serine/threonine phosphatase inhibitor activity. The record is from RefSeq and is a predicted model, not a curated record.
GUACGACACAAGAAGCAAGAAAGAAGAAGGUGAAAAAGUGUCAAUAAGACAACCGACAGAAUGUGCGCUCAAUAAAGUUUUGCUUCUAGCAAACAGAUCACCAAAAAAGGAUAAAUAGCGAAGGAAAAUGUCGGCGAUCGAUUUUUCCACCAGCUAGUGCCAAAACGUUUCGUACAUUGCGAGCUGGCAAGUGUUUUUCGUUUGACCGAACUUGCGAAGCAAAUCGCCAUUCUACAAAGCACAACAGCAAAGCGCACCAGUGGAUGAAUUAUUGAUCGUAAAUUCAGCGAAAGUGAAAAAUCUAGUUGAAUGAGAUGGGAUUUGUAGUGUGAAGCGUAACUACGCGUAAAGUUUCGACUGCAUACGGAAACGUUGCCGUAUGAAUGCAUCGGAACUGAGCAUCAACACACGUUUGUUUGAGGAAUCUGGUACUGGGCAAAUAUUGUUGCCAAAAAAGGACUCGCCACCGCUGACAGAAUCGAUAGCAGCAGCACCAGCAGCAGUGGUGGAAGUGGUGUUUGUUGGUUGUAAAAGGGAGGCGAUUGUAAGAUGGAUGUCGAUUCGCCCAAUGCCCUUAAACGUUGCUCCAGUGCACCACAAAUAAAUAACCUCCUGCCUAGCACCACGGUUGGUGUGCAGCCGAUGGAAGAAGGACAAUCGCAACCCGUGCCAAACACCAGCGGUAACAGUAACAGCAUCACCACCACGCACAGGAUUAACAGUGGCGGCCUACAGCAUCAGCAUCUUCAGCAAGUACUGCUGUCGGUAGGACAUUCGGAACAACUGCACACAGGUAGCGCGAGUAUGCUGAACUCACACAAUUUCCACCAAGGUUCAACUGCAACAGGAUCAAGAGAAUCGCUUCCUACAUCGUUUUCGAACAUAUUUACGCCACGCGUACGACGAUUUUCCGCUAGCUUCAGUCCGCUGGCUGUGAUUUCGAAUGGCAGCGCUAGCCCGGGUCGGAAUGGUAGUGGAACACCGGGUCCAAGGCUAACGCCACGAAUAUCGCAGCUUCGGCAGGAAGAGUGUGCGGACGUGAGCAACAGUCGGGAAGUGAAUCACGAGCGAGAAAUACACACUGCCAUGCAGAUGUCGCAAAGUUGCGAAGACUUAACGCUGGUUGCCGAAAAUUGGUCCUUUUCGUCCGGAUCUGCUGGGAAGAUGGUGAUCGAUGAUCUGCAAAAUCCGCUGCACGUCGCAUUACCUACGAUCGGUUCCACGUGCUGUUCUAGUCCAUCUCCUACGAGCAGUCGCGGAGGGAUCGGAUUACAGUAUCCAACAACGUCGCCCUCGCCGACACGAAAGUUUGUCACACGACGUUCCAUGUCUCCGUGUCCAUUGCGACCCAGUCCCCUGAGUUCGUCGGUAAAGCGAAAGUUUGAUCUAGAGGACAAUUAUGGUAAUUGCUACUCGCCACCAUCGAAGAAAAUCUUUUCCUCGGAAAGAGGUACAUCUCCCGUUUGUCAAACGCCAUCACCUUCACCGAUCUGUCCCAGUCCGGAUUCAUCGACGACCUCGUUUGAGAAUGGUAGCAACAACAACAACAAUAAUGGGAUGGGCAGCAAUGUACCACUGUGCGGACCGUUUCCUCUUGCAGCUACCACCAGCUCCAGCAGUGGACGCAUAACACCAAAGUUUUUCCUUACCAAGCUCACCGGUAUACCGAGUCCGGGUGCAACGAUUUGCUCGACCGCACCGUUCGGAACGAUCAGUACGAUGCAUUUCGGGGGAAACAGUGGUUCGAGCAGUGCCUGUUCUACCCCGACCGGUACCACAAACCCGAUCGUGUCUCUUGGUGGUGGAAAUGCGACACUAAUGAUGGAUUGUGGCGUAAGUAGCAGUACGGGCGGUGGCACCGAGUGUAGAGAUAGCACGAUGGAAGUUAGCCACACGGUUGGUGCAAACAUGUAUGAAGAUAGAUCUAUGGCGAUUGAGGAAGCGGCAGGGGAAGCCCGGACGAAGGGCACGGUAAAUUCCGAUAGCAUUAAGAUGGCAUGUGAUGAGAAUGAAACGAAUAUUAGUGAUAAUCAGCGCCGGCGUAGACUGACCAUUGGGCCAUCGGUGGCAAUCAGUGCUUCGCGAGAAUUGCGCGAACAGGUACUGAAAUCGGCACUCGACCCAGAUGCAGCCGGUAGCUGCAACAGCAACAGUAGCAACAGUAGUAGCACUAGCAGUAGCAGUAGUAAUAGCAGCAACAGCAGUAGUAGCAGCGGCAGCAGCAGCUCCACCACUAGCGAUAGUAAUAACAGUGCCAACACUAACAGUAGUCGUAUGAGUAGCCUAGCCGGGGUUGGCCCCGGUGGAAAUGUGCUAGACAGCAGUAGCAAUACCAGCACUAGCAGCGUUGAUACCGGUGGAGGAACUACGGUAGCAAGUGCUGGUACGGCUGCUGCGGCAACCAUCUGUCCCUCACUGACAUCGUUUCCCAUGAUGGCCAUACCGAGCAAUCUGGCAGAGAUUGCAGAAUCAUGAAGAUGCCGCACAAGAUCAAUACACUGAUUAAUAGCGAUCUUUGCGUAAUAGCGAUAGGGUUGAAGCGUAACAAGCGAGAUGUUACGGGGACAAUAAACAAAUCGUUAUAAAUAAGACGAUUUACGAGAGAGAGAGAGAAAGAGAGAGAAAGGGAGAAGGGAGCAGGAGCGAUAGGAGGGAAAAGUAAUGCAACUAAUGUGGAGCAAAGAUCAUUACACACAUAAGCACAGCUCCACCGUAGAAUUACAGCAUUUUCGCAUUCUAAAGUGUGUCGUUAUGGGCGCACAAUAUCGUAUAGAAACAAACAACAGUCGUUUUAGGACAGAAACAUGGGUAAGAUUAGACUUAGCGCUUUAGGCGGGCAAGUACAUAUGAAAGGAAAUUGUGUCUUGCUUGUUUUAUGAUUACCAGUUACGUUGGUGUUACUUUACAACACUUGGUUCUUUGUUGUUUCUCGUGUGUGUGUGUUACACAAAGCAGUUUACAUUAACAGGGUUCCACCAUGAUUCUUUAGUCAUCGUUCGGUCGUAUCCUUUUGUCUGUCGAAGUUUGUUGAAUGUAAUGUGAGAGUUCCUCUUAAAUGUUUCAGUUUUGAUUUUGUAAUAGAAUAGUACGAACGUUCAGGCAUCAGGUAACACCUUUAAUUGAGCAGAGGGAGCACAGAGGCUCGUAGUUCCCCAUAUGUAACACAAGUGAAGGUACAUAGUUUAUUAGGGAUGAACCAAAAAAACAAACAGCCGUAUAUAGUUUGCUUACAGGAUGAUGAUAGCCCACAAUAUGCACUGAAACACUAUUAUUAACAAUGUACUAUUAUGCAACAUAUGGUAAUGAAGUUAAACAAACAAGAAAUGAUUGAAUCUGGUUCCAAAAUUGAUUCGUCGAAGUAUUAGACGAAGUAGAACGCAUUGGAAAAGGCCGGUGUAGCGUAUGAGUUGGCAUUUAAUAGUAAACAAAAGAAAACAACACCGCAUAAGAAAAGCAUUAAAUGAGACAUAUCCUUUUGCCACAAACACUGAUCCUCUUGUAGGUACGUGAUAUAAAGUAGAAUCAGAUUUGUGCUUAACUUCCUUUUGUUGCAUCCCGGUUUUUUGUACGAUUACAGUUGGGUGAAUGGAUACAUUAGCGUAUCCUAGAAUAGAAAGUAAUUUGUGAUUAAAUAAGCUUCUAAGUGAGCGCAGCGAUAUGCGAAGAAACUAAGCAAAUGGAAUGUGUAAACAAUGGCCCAUUGCUUAUCGAAAGUCUGUCGGAAAGUUUUACUCUCGUAGCACUGCAUUUCUACAUUUAUCGAUCUGGAGAUAUUAAUGUUUUUUGUAGAAUGAGGGGAGAGUAAGCUGGUAGGCCUGUAAGGGUAAACAGGAAACGAACACUAUUGAACUGUAAAAGAAAUAAGAAGUACAUAUUAAUAACAGUGAAUAAAUUCAAUAAUCUUACUCA